Trichomycterus rosablanca is the source of this 1753-nucleotide messenger RNA. Its product is annotated as regulator of cell cycle RGCC-like. The transcript has 5 exons. Bases 20 to 370 code for a protein of 116 amino acids. Lineage: Eukaryota; Metazoa; Chordata; Actinopteri; Siluriformes; Trichomycteridae. The record is from RefSeq and is a predicted model, not a curated record. Gene Ontology annotation, biological process: regulation of cell cycle.
CCUGCCGCUAGAACAGAGCAUGGCGACCACACCCUGCACCUCAGAGUUCGAGGCCGAGAUUGGGGAGCUGCUGGACGAGUUUGAGGCGGUGGUGGAGGAACUGAGCGCCCCGUCGGUGAAGACCCACGGCACCUACGAGCCGCUGCUGACCGCGGCUAAACAGCGUCCGUCUUCUGGAGAUGGAGUCGCAGACAGUGGCAUUGAGGACACGGAUGAAGGAAGUGAAGCAUCUCGGGGGAACAGCUUGAAUGCCAGCGUAGAGGAGCUGAACACGGCCUGCAUGAUGCCAGCUUUAAAAGCCAAACUGGGCGACACCUCCGAUCUCCAGAGCUUCAUCGAGAAUCUGGAUAAAGAGCUUGCAGAGAUGUGAACAGACGGUGUAGCUACAGGACACAGGACGAGACCAAGAACCAACAUCUGCGGGAUCCUGGACCAAAAUCAGCCUCUUGAGGUUGGACCUUUGACAAGUAUUCCACCAAGAAAUGCAGAUUUUUGACAGUCACUACUGGAAUUAGCAUAAUAUCGUAACACAGGGUCUGUCUGAAAACCUAGUGAGCUGCCUUGCUGCCUACUGCCUACCUGAUCAGCUGCCUCAGUAGAUAGGAUUCUAAUAAGACAUGGAACUCAUAAUCAGAUUAUUUAGACGCUUUACUAACACAGCACGCCAGCUAACGUCUCCCUGUGUGUACCGAAAACAGUUAAACUGUCGAGCCCAAAUUUAUAAAUAAACGACACUUGUGCACCUUUAUACACAUUAAACAUCAAUGAGAAUUCAUUUACAUUUAAAGGAACUCCGUUGGUUGCUCCGCAUUUAAUUCGUCCGCCACGUUUGUCAUAUUUUGUGAUGAAUGCUGAAUGCUGGGAUUGUCUUCAGCGCUGAGGAGGUGUCGGACGCUCCCUCGUCAUUCAGUCAGAUUAUCACUCCGAAUUAAUUGUGCCUUAGUAGGAGCAUCUCAAGAGAUCUAAGAAUUUAGACACGCCCUCUUCUCAGGAGUGUAGGAUGUGUAGAGAUCACCAGGUUUUCAGACACACCCAGAGAUUCCAAUUAAAAUGUGGAUAAAACUGAUUUAAAGAAACACAAAGUGGCUUUAAGGCAGAGGUGUUUUGUUUGGGCGGCGCCCCACACCUCAAGUACUUUAACCUCAACAGCAGCUCGGCCAGCGAACGCAGACGUUCUGUAUUCAAAGCUUAUUGUAAACAAGUCUUGACCCAUACAAGCGUUUACGCCCCCCCUAAGUGUCGCAACCCCCUCACCAAGCACAUGGAUCAACGUCUGAAUGACUAAAUAAGAAUCCAUUAAACGUUUAGUUUGUUUGGGCUCAGUGUGGGCAAAGCCAUACAUGCACCGUGUUUGCUUUAUCUAUCGUUAUAAAACACAUUACACACAUGUGGACUAUUAUAUUUAGUAUAUUAGUGACUCAGGUACAAAAGCUGUGUGAAUUAUCUGCAUUUUAUCUGCAUUUUAAUUGUUAUCACUGUAAUAAGGAAUGUAAAUAAACAAAAAACGAGUGUACUGAUUUGUAUUUUGUGUUUUUAUACAUUUGUGCACCUGGCUUGGCUUGUAAAAUUUAAAAGCAGCUUGUUUUAUACUUAAAUAUAUACAAAUGGUUAAAAUAUAGACACGACUGAAGAAUUCUGCCGUGUAAAUGAGUGCAGCUACACUCCUGUUCAGAUUUUUUACUGUGGUUUAUUUAUAUAUUUGUAAACUUUGUAUUUUUUAUAUGAAUAAAUAUAUUAAGUGUUUAUUUUAUAA